AUGAGUUCAGAAAGUGCAAGCCAAAACCAAUCAAAACCCAUGAAUUCUGAGACCCCUCUUUCACUUAAACCCAUUAACACAAAGCUAAAGCCUUGGAGAUCAAGAGGCAACAAGGAUCGUCACACGAAGGUGAAUGGAAGAGAACGGCGUGUUCUGUUGUCACCACUGUGUGCCGCACGUGUCUUCCAACUCACUGGUGAGCUUGGUCACAAGACUCAUGGAGAAACCAUUGGGUGGCUCUUACGCCAAGCUGAACCUUCCAUUGUUGCUGCCACCGGCUCUGGGGUGUCAUCAUCCAUGGUUGCAUCUGCAUCUGCAUCAGCAUCUUCUGAGGACAAAAAUAAUGUUCAAGAUGUGGAUUCGGUUCCCAUGUCAGCAGGUAAUGGCGUCAAGUCUGAAGAAGCCAUUCUACCGUUUGAGUUUGAUUUGCUAAACAACUUUGAUGCCGAGUUUUCUGAUAAUGAUAUGGCAAUGCUUCAAUCAUUCAUGACAAGGUUGGCUUAA
This is a messenger RNA of Abrus precatorius (Indian licorice), 504 nucleotides long. Its product is annotated as transcription factor TCP11-like. NCBI's taxonomy places the organism in Eukaryota, Viridiplantae, Streptophyta, Magnoliopsida, Fabales, Fabaceae. The record is from RefSeq and is a predicted model, not a curated record. Gene Ontology annotation, cellular component: nucleus. The transcript has a single exon. Bases 1 to 504 code for a protein of 167 amino acids. Gene Ontology annotation, molecular function: DNA-binding transcription factor activity; sequence-specific DNA binding.